Molecule: messenger RNA, 3176 nt
Organism: Durotheca rogersii
Lineage: Eukaryota; Fungi; Ascomycota; Sordariomycetes; Xylariales; Xylariaceae
Product: DEAD-domain-containing protein
Exons: 2
Coding region: 378-2831 (817 amino acids)
Biological process (GO): rRNA processing
Cellular component (GO): nucleus
Molecular function (GO): ATP binding; nucleic acid binding
Source: RefSeq, a predicted model, not a curated record
GUGAAAAGUGCCAGAGCCGACGGGGGAUGUACACAGGUAUUGGGUAGAGGUAUCUACCUACCUAGGUAGGUAGGUACCUAUGUAUGUACCGAACGCAAUGCAUAAGUGAUCAUGCGUAUAAUGAGGAGGCUAUGUACGAGUGGCUGGAAAGCGGUCAAACGCCAACCGGUAUCUGCACAGCCACCAUCCUGGCAGAAUUCGCCCAGUUCAACUUUUUUUGGUCGAAUUAAAAAUUUCCUAGCGACCUCUUACCAGGGCUAGGGAGCCCAUCCACCAUCCCGUCUGCUAUCCGCCCGGAUUCCAAGUCGUCGUCAUUCCACCUACGUCUACCUGCGUGCAGGCAUCGUCCAGCUGACACAUUGCCAGCGAAGCUUGCCAUGCCUGCGGCUCGCCCGGGCCACCGCACGGGUAGCCGUGUCCCGCGAAAGCAACCGAAACCCACGGAGAAUCCGAAGUCGCUGAAGAGAAAACGGGACCAGGAAAACCUGCAGAAGCUUCAAGGCGCUGUCGAUGAGUUUGAUCCCAAGUCCCAGGACGUGACAAAAUUCUCCGCCCUGCCUCUCUCCGCGCCAACCGCCUCCGGCCUCGAAGCGUCGCAUUUCGAAACCCUGACCGACGUCCAAGCUCGCGCUAUCCCCCUCGGCUUAAAGGGUCGUGACAUUCUCGGCGCGGCAAAGACCGGCUCUGGAAAGACCCUCGCAUUCCUCGUCCCUGUCCUCGAGAAACUCUACCGCGCGCAAUGGACCGAGUACGACGGGCUGGGCGCUUUGAUCAUCUCGCCCACGCGCGAGCUCGCCGUGCAGAUAUUCGAGGUCCUGCGCAAGAUCGGCAGGCACCAUACCUUCUCUGCUGGCUUGGUUAUCGGCGGCAAGAGCUUGCGUGAGGAAGCCGAGCGGCUGGGUAGGAUGAAUAUUCUCGUAUGCACUCCGGGCCGCAUGCUGCAGCACCUAGAUCAGACGGCCGGCUUCGACGUCGAUAAUUUGCAGAUACUGGUCCUCGAUGAAGCCGACCGUAUCAUGGACAUGGGGUUCCAAUCCGCCGUAGACGCGCUCGUCGAGCAUCUACCGACAUCGCGACAGACGAUGCUGUUCAGCGCGACGCAGAGCAAAAAAGUCUCCGAUCUAGCUAGGUUGAGCCUCAAGGACCCCGAAUACGUCGCUGUCCACGAGGCCGCAGCCGCUGCUACUCCGGCGACGCUGGCGCAGCACUACCUCAUAACGCCCUUGCCGGAGAAGACGGAGACUCUGUACGGGUUUAUCAAGGCAAACCUGAAAAGCAAGAUGAUCGUGUUUCUAUCGUCGGGGAAGCAGGUCCGUUUUAUCUACGAGAGCUUUCGCCAUCUGCAGCCUGGCAUCCCGCUUCUGCAUCUACACGGCAGGCAGAAGCAGGUGGCGCGGCUGGAAAUCACCUCGAGAUUCUCUGCAGCCAAAUACUCUUGUCUCUUCGCUACCGACGUCGUCGCACGGGGUGUUGACUUCCCCGCGGUUGACUGGGUAGUGCAGAUGGAUUGCCCCGAGGACACAGACACCUAUAUCCACCGAGUUGGACGAACGGCACGCUACGAGAGGGACGGCAAGGCAGUCCUCUUCCUGGACCCGAGCGAAGAAGGGAUGCUGAUGCGACUGGAGCAGCGGAAAGUCCCCAUACAGAAGGUCAGCAUACGGGAAAAGAAGAAGCAGAACAUACAAAACCAGAUACAGGACAUGUGCUUCAAAAAUCCAGAUCUCAAGUAUCUCGGCCAAAAGGCAUUCAUCAGUUACACUCGCUCCGUCCACUUGCAGAAAGACAAAGAAGUUUUCGACCUGAACAAGUUGGACCUAGAUGCCUAUGCUGCUAGCUUGGGAUUGCCCGGGGCGCCGCAGAUUCGGUUUCAGAAAGGCGAGGAUGUCAAGAAGCUGAAGAACGCACCUCGAGCGGGCCUUUCUAGCGACUCCGAGCCCGAGCCCGACGAUGCCAAGAGAAAGCGAAAGAAGGGCGAAGUGCGGACGAAAUACGAUCGGAUGUUCGAAAGGACAAACCAAGACGUGCUGACUAGUCAUUACACUAAGAUGAUUGGCGAGGAAGGCCAAGAGGCGAAUGAGGAAAGUGAUAACGACGAUCAAGAUUUCCUCUCGGUGAGGCGGGUUCUAGAAGGCGACGAGUUAGACGUGGGGGCCGGCGACGGUCUAGCUCCAGGAGCCAAGAUCGUCAGCGGGCUCGGCGGCGAGGAGCCGUUCGUAGUAGACUCGAAGCGAAGAGAAAAGAUGCUGAAAUCUAAGAAGAAGAUGCUUAAAUUCAAGGGCAAGGGCGACAAAGUGGUGUUCGACGACGAAGGGAACGCGCACCACCCGUACAAAAUCCAGGACGAAGAAGAAUUCCGGCAGGCCGGGCCAGCGGAAGCUCAACGGCAGAAGUUCGUCGAGGACGAGACGGUCAAGGUCAAGGAGGCCGACAUCAGCGAUAAACUGCACGCCAAGGAAAGGCGUCGGGAGAAGAAGGAGAAACGAAAGGCGCGAGAAGCAAUGGAGAGGGAGACGGGAACGGGCUCCCGGAUGCCUAGACUUGCGACAGACGACGGCGAGGGAGAAGAUCCCCUCGCCCUCAUGGCCUCGCUGCCGAUGGCGGGAGAGGGCACCGACAGCGACGAGGAAGAGAGGGAAGAGAGACGUCCGGCGAAGAGGGCGAAGAAAUGGUUCGAGGACGACUCGGAGGCGGAUGAGGAGGAGGCGAGAGGCGCGAGGAGAAAUAAGGGCAGGAAAGGUAGGGGUCAGGGCAAGGUCAUCGAGGUGGCUGACGCACCCGACACACUGGAGGGUUACGAGGCAUUGGCAGCCGGCCUGUUGGACGAGUGAUGGUGUUGUGAUAUAUUGUGUAUAUAUAUAUUGCAUACACGGUAGUAUGCAGACAGGCGCAGGUACAUAGGCCCUCCGUUUACGGCGGGUUAUUCUUAUGCCCAGUACUGCCCUGUAGGCAUAGUGGGGUUGUUAUGCAACAAAUUGCUGCCCCUCCUUCUUCCGCUCGGGUGGGGCGGGUACUUGACACGCGCGAAAGGGUCCAUGGGGUACCUGGGAUGCGUGUACCUGUUGCCCGUCGCUUAGCACGACGACGGGCUUUGCAGUACCUGGCAGAGAUGUACUGGCGGCCCCACAUGUUUUCUUACUGUACAAGCUGGCGAUGGAAGGGAAGCGAAGGGGAUG